AUGGCAACACCUGUGGAAUUCAAAACCGACUGGAGUAAGUGUUGCCUCUGUCAACAAGAAAAGAAUGAAGAGUUGAAGUCACCUCACUCAAAUCCCACACAAAAAGAAACAACUGAUGGUUACAGCAAUAUUGCAACCAACAUUCCACAAUUUAAGGCAAUUAAUGCACUGCCGCCCAUGCUGGAUCCUCGUAGACUAGACGAAGAUGGGGCUAUAGACGACACUUUAAGAAAAAAUAAUGCAAAAUAUCAUCAGAGCUGUAGAUUACUUUUGAACAACACUAAGUUGGACAGAGCUAAGAAAAGAACUUUAUGGAAAUGGGGUAUAAAAACAAAGGAGAUCUUCCAGUUGCUCGAAAUUACACUGUUUUUUAUGCGAUAAAGAGGAUAAAGAUAUACAUUUGAGACAAGCAAUGACAAUGAAGCUGAAUGAUAGGCUAAACAACUGUGCAAAAAUCUUAAAUGACGGCAAACUACUAGCAAAACUCAGUGCAGGAGACAUAGUUGCUCAAGGGUUUAAGUACCACCCAGCCUGCCUAGCAGCACUGUAUAACAGGGAGCGAGCUGAACUGAGUGCCAAAGAACAAUCCACAUGUGACGGAAUACUUCCAAAGAGAGAGGCCUAUGCCAUUGCUUUUUCUGAAAUUGUCACAUUUAUAACCGAAUCAAAAACAGCUACAUCAGCUGAUGAUGGUGCGGUCAGAUUCAAAAUGGCUGAACUAGUGAAACUGUAUGGGCAGCGACUUGAGCAACUUGGUGUUGAUUGUCCAGAUCUGAACUGUACAAGAUUGAAAGAGCAAUUGUUAUUACACAUGCCAGAAGUACAAGCUUAUCACGAGGGGCGUGAUGUGUUCAUAGUGUUCCACAGUGAUAUCGGUGAUGUGUUAGCACAGAAAAAUAUUACUAGUCACGUGAUUCAUCAUGGAAAAACCGGAUCGAUAAUCCGAAAGGACAUGUUAUCCCACAAAUGGGCAUUGGAAAAAAUCCUCAAUGGAGAUUCUAUUGAGGAGGCUGUUCCCGCAUCUUUACUUGAAUUUUUGUGCAUGUUAGAACAUGGGGCGGAUAUAAAAUCACAAAUUAGAUAUGGCGCCUCAAAACCAAAUCUUGCAUUGGCUCAACUUCUUCAGUACAACUGCUCUGCUAGGCACAACGAAGGUGUAAAGACGCACAGCAAAAGAUCGUGA
This is a messenger RNA of Paramuricea clavata, 1183 nucleotides long. NCBI's taxonomy places the organism in Eukaryota, Metazoa, Cnidaria, Anthozoa, Malacalcyonacea, Plexauridae. The record is from the annotation of a GenBank genome assembly.